This is a messenger RNA of Acytostelium subglobosum LB1, 2106 nucleotides long. RefSeq lists its product as hypothetical. The transcript is spliced from 6 exons. Gene Ontology annotation, molecular function: sphingomyelin phosphodiesterase D activity. Lineage: Eukaryota; Evosea; Eumycetozoa; Acytosteliales; Acytosteliaceae. The coding region runs from base 1 to 2106 and encodes 701 amino acids. Gene Ontology annotation, biological process: glycerophospholipid catabolic process; ceramide biosynthetic process; sphingomyelin catabolic process. The record is from RefSeq and is a predicted model, not a curated record.
AUGAAUAACAAUAACAACAAUAUCAAGUCUUAUUAUAGUGUUGGUGUCUCAUCACCAAUUCCACAGCAUCUUCAACAAGAACAGAUGCAUAACAGUUCACCAAUGUUGUCAUCUCCACUGAUACAACAACAACAAGCACAACAUGCAAUGUCAUCAUCACCUUAUAUGAAUGGCAAUGUACUACAACAGCAACAAGUACAACAACAAGCGCAACAACAACAACAACAAGUUCAACAGGUACAACAAGUACAACAACAAUUAUACGAGUUCAACAAUGUUAAAGACUUUAGGAUUAUGUUGAACAAGUAUAUUGAGACGACAUCAAUGCAUCAUGAUUGGCCAGUAUUCCUUAGUAAGAUCUAUGGUCAAGAUCCCAAGGGUAUCAUUCGAAUCUGUACCGAAGAGGAGAUACCCGCCUUACUCUCUCAACUAUCUACACAAUCCGAGUGUUUCCGUUUCCUCCUCACUCACUUCUCCAACAACCAGAACCUUUAUCUAUUCCCAAUGGAUAGAGUACCCCCAUUGCCACAACUGUCUGCCAUGCUGUGUGACGUUGAUAAGAACAACAAACGAUCAAUUACCAUCAACAUCUUCCAACUCUAUUUCUUUGCCUUUGGAUUGUUUGGUGACUACUGGAGUCAGAACCCAAGUAUAAGAUCAGUAUUGGGUGUACCAACGUAUAGUUACACUGGCAGACCUGUAUCACCAACGUCAAGAAGAUCACCAGAGCGACAGAAGGCUAUAUACGCUCGUCUGCUCAAUGAUUACCUGCAUCACUUCUUGCCACUGGAUCCCAAGCACAUCAAGCAGCAUUUCAAUCAAUCACAGACACUCUCAUUCCUAAGCAUCAUCUCUGAGUGCUAUCUUGGUCACAAUCUAACCAAUCUAACAAUAAGCAAGAUCACUCCAGAGUUCCAACCUUUGUUCACAUCAUAUAAGCGACCGAGUGUAUUCUACACUGAUAUGUCUUAUAUACUUCUGACUCACUUCCAGGAGUUCACAAGAUGUCAGCCACAGUUAAUGUUUGUUAGCCAGCUCGCAGACUCACUGAGAUAUCCACUGUUCAAUUGUUUGGUGUCAUUCUUUGAGCGAUUCGAUCCGAAUGACUCUGAACUGCCACUGGAACAAACAAUCAGAUUGUGGAUGACCUAUCUGACACCCUGGCGAUCAUCCCGAGCAAAGCGACCAAAGACCACAUCAAUGUUACUGCUCAGCAGUAAUGAUCCAGGCGAGCCUAUAUCCGAGCAGUACAUAACGGACAACUACUACUUCUAUUCAUAUAUAUUCUCAUUCUUCAUUGUCCGAUCAUUGUUGUCAUUCGACUUCUCACUGGACACCCACUUCAAGACAUUCCUCAAGGUAAUGGAUGUCAUUCUACAUCCUGAAACAUUGGCAUGUCUGCAUCACAUCAACAAGCAUGAUUGUUACCUAAUGAGUGGUGGCAACAGCAACAACAAGCAAAGUGGAAGCGGUGAUGCAUUGUCCAACGAAGUACUCCACAACUUGGAAUUACAGUUGAUUGCAUUUGGAAUCAAGGAGAAUCAGGAGAGAUCAAUGUUCUCUGAUCAGAUGUCAAACAAUGUUCAAUGUCUAUUGAGGGAUUUGUUGAAGAAGCCAAUCAAUCCAAAGACAAAGGAGAUCAUUGCCAGCAAGUUGAUGACACUUUACGAGGACAUCACAGUGUCUGAUGUGUUGGAGGCCAACAUGGACUCAUCAUCGUCGAGACGCAUCCCAUUCACCAUUGGAUCAUCGUCCGUGCAGAAUAGUGGAGGACUAAGAGAGAGACAGGACCAAAUCCUUGCCUCACUCUCACCAAACAGGAGUGAGAAUGGCAGUCUGACCAGUGUUGGCCGUCGCCAGAUCUAUGACGGCACGCGAUCAUGCACGGUGUACGACACUUACAAGUACCCGCUGGACUAUGAGCGCUUCCCACUGACUUCCAACGAGAUCGCCGUGCCCAUCAAGCUUGUCUACCGCCUGACUGACAAAUCAUCCACUCGUCUGAUGGCCAGACGUGUGUUUAGGAAGGACCGGAUGCUCUGGCUGUCCAUCUUCCUCGCAGUGCUCUGGCUAGCAAUCACCGUCAUAAUAUGGAUCAAUAAAUAA